This is a messenger RNA of Malaya genurostris, 3986 nucleotides long. RefSeq lists its product as uncharacterized. The record is from RefSeq and is a predicted model, not a curated record. Gene Ontology annotation, molecular function: G protein-coupled receptor activity. Lineage: Eukaryota; Metazoa; Arthropoda; Insecta; Diptera; Culicidae. The transcript is spliced from 5 exons. The coding region runs from base 1785 to 3485 and encodes 566 amino acids.
ACAAAUGUGAGGGAAAAAUCGAUUUAUUACAUGCUGUCAUUAGAUUAAAAAAUAUCCCUAAAACUACAAAAUCAUCGGAAUUAUUUUAUUAAUAUCAAUUAUAUAAAUUAACAAAAGUAUUUGGUUGGAAUUGAUGAAACAUUUAAAUAAUCUGUUUUAUUCCUCCUAGGGGUACACAGAUAUAUUAUUGUUUUAGUUAAAGAAUAAUAUUUCCUUAGUGUUGCAUACAGGGCUGAGAAAAUAAAGACCAAAACCUCAUCAAAACGAGAUCACUGCCGGAGAAUCUUUUCAUGAUCAGUUGAUCAGUGAAUUUUAAAUCACAUCGAUCAAUAUCGGUACUGAUCUUCCGUCACACAAUGGGUAGUGAUUUUGAGCUAAAAUGAUUCUUGAUUUAAGUAAGUUCAAUCAUUGGAUGAUUCGAUAAGCUUUGAUGUUGGUGGAGGAAAAUAACAUAUGAUCAAGAUAAGACAUGACAUGAUUUUCAUUUUCGAAUUUACAAGAAGAAGCUUUUACAUCAACAAAUACACAUUUUCCUAUAGAAUGUAAACGUUUAUUGUGGAAAUUUUUUCAGGAAAUAGGGCAAAGCAGUAAUAUAAUUAGGUAUUUCAAAAAUGCGCUGAUUGACGCAAAUAUUGGACGUCACAUUCCAAACCCCCCCCUUCCCCGUGUCCCAAAGGUCCCUUUUAACGAAACAUCUCCCUCCCCUUUGCGGCGUGACGUCUUUUAUGGACAGCCCCUUAUCGCACUCCAAACAAAAUUCCAUGAGAUUCAGCUUGAUUAAAUUUAUAUCAUAUGUACUAGAACAGUUCAUGAUAACGGGAUACAACCAUAAAUGAAGAUUUUUCGAAUAAAAAAGUUGAGCUUCGACUAAUAAAACGUUCGAACUGCAAGCACAAUUUUAUAGACUAACAAAGAAGCCAGUUUCAGGCAAUUUUGCUUCGUUGGUCAGUUAGUUGAUUUAAAAACUUUUUUCGAUCAACACUGGACAUAGGCAUGGCGACGACGGUUUUGCACCUUACUCAAGAUCACAAUCCGUUCUAAUUUUAUAUCUUCCUUCAGAUUUGGUCAAGCUCCUUUUAAUUAUCGAAGCUGUAUUGAAUUAUUGGUUCCCAAGUUGUUGUUCCAUAGUACUCCAAAAACGAAACUACUUGGGGUUGGAUUCCCUGUAUAUGUGAGUCAGGGCCAGCGCGAAGAAUCAAAAACAAACUGAUUGCUUCAUUUGUAGCGUCUGUCAACAUGCGCGUUCAGCUACCUGCCUCCGUGAGCGAGAAUUACGAUACCUUUCGGUAUUCCAUUCGUAGCGAACCACAGCUGUACGCUAAUAUCUGCUCACCUGGUUUGAUAGUGUGUCGUUUUAUGAAUGCGGGAGGUGUACCUCUCCCCAUGGUGCUGUGCUAUUACAUCCACGGCCCGUUAUGAAUGACUACUACUACCAGAAAACGCAGUAACGACGACGAUGACGGCGACGGGUGUCGAAGUCAAUGGAUGACUACCGCUCUGGAAGUCAUUAGGCCAGCAGUGCCUUUUGUUAUUUUAUAUAGACUAGAGCAGCGUGUCGCGACAGGCGAUAUGACCUUAUAGCCUACGCUGUCCACCGGCUUAACUGUAUUCUACCACUGAUUUCGGCUUGUAUAGGUGAAAUAAACGGAUGUAUAUGUGACUUAAUUGCACGGUUUCGUGAAUCUUGUUGACAGCCGAGCACCGUAGUAUGGAAUCAAAACGCGAAGAGUGAAGAAUCGAAGCAGCAACCACCGCGAGGGUGUGAUACACCUGAAGUGUUUAAAAUGAAUUCACGUGCUCGAAGCGCACUGUGUCUGUUGUUAGUAUGUAUAACGUUGAUUAACGGAACCGAUUCAACCAUUGGUGAGCCUUUGAAUAGCACCACCGUUAGUGAUGUAGAGAACAGUAUUGAAUCUUCUAAAAAAUCAGUAACAAAUUCAACGGAAUCUGUGAAUUUAACGGAUAUGUAUACGUCGUUUCCGUCGGCUGUGCACACGUCAGAUGCAGUAGUGAUUACCACCCAAGAAACGACAGAGCCGACCACUGCUGUGAUUACCACAUCAACUACGACUUUAACAAUGACGUCAACGAUUAAAACAGUUGCUGCACCUAGCAUUUCUUCGGACGAAGGCUUCAGUUCAAUUCCUGAUAAAUCACCAAAUUGCUCUCAAUUUCCGCUCUCACCACACCAGCCAGUAUACGACAAAGACUCUCUGAUCAACAAGUGCUGCCCGUUUGGUGAAAUAUUCGAACCAGCAGGAGACGGUCGCUUCCGGUGUACUUCCGGACAGCGCACACUGGAUGUGGAAACCAUUUAUGCCGUGUUCUACGGAAACUCCGAAUGUAUUGAGGACAAGGAAAAUAAGUUGCAUUUCAACUAUCAACCGAACGACUCCUGCUUCGGAAACAAUCUAACUUUUCAGUACAGUCGGGAGCAAGGUGAUCAGCUGUUUGUGAUCCAGAACGGAUCGCUGUUGGUGCUAGAGGAGGGUGGUUUCAUGUCGGUGUUUGAUUGGUACUGCGUCGAGGUCGACACCGAAUCGAGACUGCUGGCAAAAGCUUGUGAUGAGGUGAAACCAAUUAUUUUGCGAACCACGGCUGUUCUGAUCUACAUUGGAAUGGUGAUCGCUUCGUUGACGCUACUUUUCACUUGUGCGGCUUAUGCUUUGGUACCGAUGCUAAACGAUACCUUCGGUUAUCUGUUAGCGGGCCAUACCGGAGCCUUCCUGGUGGGAUUGAUCUUGAUGACACUAGCAGUAUGUGGUGACCGGUGUAUCGAGCAAAGUAAUGUUGAUGUGCUCCAAAUAUUUGCUCAGAUAUUUCUGAUGUCAUCGAUUUAUGCCUUUGUUUUCAUGAACGUGUUCAACUACGCAUGUGCUGCUUACUACAUCCCUAACGGACUGAAAUUCGAUACCAAAAACAAAAGGGAUGUAUUCGUUUAUAUUGGUGUGUUCUAUAUCAUAGCGUUAAUACCUCUGUUUCUUCCGUGGAGGCGCUUUCUAAUGUUCCACCUUAUAUUGUACAUCUACUACCUCGUGACAGCUGUAGUGCUUUACUUAAGCCAUCAGACCAUUCGAUCGUUGGCAGAUAGUAAAUUUGUGAGGUUCACUGUUUCUCAGCAGAACUACAACGAACUGACUUACACCGAAGCGGUUAACGCUCAGCCACAGAUAAACGGGGAACGAUUGAAGGAUGUCAGAGGACUAAAUCGCCUCUGCACCAUUGAAGCCAUUUUCACUCUAGUCUGCUGGAUUAUAUUCAGUUCUCUGCAACGCAGCAUAGACAGUCAGCAUGAUAUUUUCCGGAUCGGAUGCGCUUACGCGAUCAUCUUCCAGGGCAUGCUUAUUGGAGUGCUAUUUGUGGGUGGCCGAAAAAAAUGGACAAUUAUUCGCGAGUGCUGGAACAAUUCCGGCUCGAUUGAUCUGAGGGCCAUGGAGAUGGAGCGGGAAAUGUUGACGCUAGAUCGAAAAACACCGCUUUCGUAAUAAAUCUCUAGAGGAUGCUUUCGUUUAGAGAAAUAUUGCUGAACUACCAUAUCUAUUUAGCCAGUUUUCGACUGAGUUCCUGAAAACAGGUUUUAUUGUAUUAGUUGGUUGAUAACGUAGAAUGGUAUUAAGGCAAUAUUUUCUCAUAACUCCGUGUGCAAACUGAGCCAUAGACGCACAUCAGUGUUGCCAAGGAUUAGUUUCGUUUUGGUAUACAACAUGAAAUCAUUACUCGAUCGGUUUAGUAGUAAAAUUGCGGAACAAUGUGUUCACUUGCGUCAGUAUGGCUUUCAAUGGCCAAAGAAAUACUUAAGAAAAAACGAUUUCAACAAGAAUACUGUCCAAGAAAAUAUGUUAUGUUUUUGGCGAGCAGAGUUUCGACCUCAAAUAAGAAUUAAACCAAAACAUUUAAUAUAAGUUAUAUAAAGUAGUGCUAAUUAGUUACAUACAUUUAAUUAUAGAAUAAAAUAAUAAAAUUAUUCUUGUAGAAGUACUUCAAUU